This is a messenger RNA of Durio zibethinus, 1727 nucleotides long. Lineage: Eukaryota; Viridiplantae; Streptophyta; Magnoliopsida; Malvales; Malvaceae. The record is from RefSeq and is a predicted model, not a curated record.
AUAAACUGAAAACUAAAGUUUUUCUUGUCACAGUUUCACCCAAACAAUGGAAACUUGGUUUCUGAUCCUUCUUACAAUCUCCAUUUCUCUUCUUCUCAAAGCCUUCUUCAACCUCUUCUCCUCUCCCAAAAAGCUUCCCCAUACUCUACCCCCUGGCCCUUUCACUUUCCCUAUCAUCGGCAACAUCAUAUGGCUGCGCAAAUCUCUGCUCCAAAUCGAACAAAUCAUCCGCAACCUCCAUCUAAAGGUUGGUCCCAUGGUCACUCUCCACCUUGGUCCUCGUCCCUCCAUCUUUAUCUUCGAUCGUUCCCUUGCUCACCAGGCUUUAAUCCAAAACGGUUCACUCUUUUCAAACCGCCCCAAAGCUCUUCCGACUACCAAGAUCAUGAAUAGCAAUCAACAUACCAUCAGCUCCGCCUCCUAUGGCCCGACCUGGCGGAUUUUGCGGCGGAACCUGACGUCAGAAAUCUUCCAUCCUUCGCGUGUAAAGUCGUAUUCUCAUGCACGUAAAUGGGUUUUGGAAAUUCUUUUUGAUAGUUUAGAAUCAAAUGCUAAAAGUGGAGAAUCAGUUCAGGUUUUGGCUCAGUUUCGAUAUGCUAUGUUUUGUUUGCUGGUUUUGAUGUGUUUUGGUGACAAGCUUAGUCAGGAUCAAAUCAAAGAGAUCGAAGCUGUUCAGCAAAGGGUGAUGUUAAGUUUUGGAAGAUUCAAUAUACUAAACUUUUGGCCUAGAGUGACCAAGGUUUUGCUUCGUAAGCAGUGGAAGCAGUUUUUUCGGCUAUGCAAGGAUCGAGAGGAUGCUUUGAUUCCUUUGAUAAGAGCAAGAAAGAAAGCUAAAGAUGAGAGAUUGAGCAAGAAGGAAAGUGAUGAUUACGUUUUGGCAUAUGUUGAUACUUUGUUGGAUUUGGAAUUACCUGAGGAGAAAAGGAAACUUGAUGAAGGAGAAAUUGUGAGUUUGGCCUCUGAGUUUCUUAAUACUGGCACUGAUACUACCUCCACGGCUUUGCAGUGGGUUAUGGCAAAUUUGGUGAAACACCCGUAUAUUCAAGAUAAAUUGUUGCUUGAAAUCAAAGGAGUUGUGGGAGAUGGCGAGGAAGAAAUCAAAGAAGACGAUUUGCAAAAGAUGCCAUAUUUGAAAGCAGUGAUUUUGGAAGGGCUAAGAAGGCAUCCACCAACCCACUUUGUGGUGCCUCAUUGUGUGACAGAAGACACCGUCCUGGGAGGAUUCUUGGUCCCCAAGAAAGGAUCUAUCAAUUUCAUGGUGGCAGAUAUGGGGUGGGAUCCAAAAGUGUGGGAGGAUCCAAUGGCAUUUAAGCCUGAAAGGUUCUUGAGAAGUGAUGAUAGUAGUGGGCAAGUUUUCGAUUUAACAGGGAGCAGGGAGAUUAAGAUGAUGCCUUUUGGAGUUGGCAGAAGAAUUUGUCCUGGACUUGGUUUAGCCCUGCUUCAUCUGGAAUAUUUUGUUGCAAAUUUGGUUUGGAAAUUUGAAUGGAAAGCCAUGGAUGGAGAUGAGAUCAGCUUGGAGGAGAAGCUGGAGUUCACAGUAGUGAUGAGGACUCCAUUGAAGGCCCAGAUCUCACCAAGGAAAAGACAAGGCCUUGACGUUCUACUGUAAAAUUAAAUAUUAUAUAUAUGUACUGGCUGGUUGUCAUUUUAGGUUUUGGUACUGUCCUUACUCCGUAUGAUGUUGUAUGCACAAUUGAUUACAGUCUAUAAAACUUUUUGAGUAUUUU